GACUUCCAGAAUCUGUUGUUGCUGCUGCUCUUGCAAGAAUUGGGUAUAAAGUACUGCAUUUGGAUAGGUGUGUAGAAAAUUUAUGUCUUGUAUCUUCUCUGUUGUCAAAAUUUCUAAAAAUUUAAUAUUCACAAUGAAAAGAAUUAUAGAAUAGUCACCUUGUACAGAUUAAAACACCCAUGCAGUUUGAGUAAUGCGCCUGCCGUAUCUACAUUGGAUUCCCAGGUCCGAUCUGUUAAUGCCGGUAGUAAUGGCCAUACUGCAUGGACUUGGACUUGGGAUACGUACGUGUAACACAUAAUACUUCUAUUAUACUGAAGCCUUACAAAAUACUGUAUUUAAAUCAGAUACUGUAUUUAAAUCAGGUGCACAGUCAGGUAUAAAUCGAAUAUGUACAGCAGUAGAUUAUAACUUAAGGUUUUUGACACUGGGCUCUAUAUAAAACGUUGUAUUGUUCAUUUCAUUAUUCUCAAUUACUGUUUAAAUAGGAACGACUACUAUUCCAGCUACUGGGCAUCAUUCUCUUUUGAAGGUUUACAGGAGUGGAUUAAACAAAACAGCAAAGAGGUGAUUUCUGCUCUGGCAUCUUAUUAAUAGCACGCUCGAUGACGUUGUGACCUUAACUUGCGAUGAACAUUAGCUUGCAGGAAAAAGUGCACUCUAAACUCUCUAUAUGCAAUCAUAUUCGUAUCUGGAUUAUUUUUUAAGCACUAUUUGAUUCUAAAAGCCUUAUUAUUUAUUAUAAAGCAAAAUUAAAUCUUGUUUCAUUUGCUGUAGCCUGCAUGACGCUUGUUUCACUUUGCUAAGGCUAUGUGCUACGCGAGGGAAUUAAAAAUGAAGACGAGACAUUUGGUGUAAUUGCGUUUUUUUGUUAAUGUUUAAAUUGGAAUAAAUUACCACAUGCUGCAAUCUAGUUUUGUCACUAUUAAUAGUGCAUUCAACUUCAUUGACCGAGGAAAAUAUCCUGGAUCGCAAUUCGAUAAUGGCUUACUCACAGACCUUUUUAUUCAUUAUUAACUUAUUUAAAUCUCUAUAUCGCGAUUUUGUUUUUUAAUUAACCAGGGAACUGACAAUGAUGAAAAAUUUGAAGAGAAACACGGAGAAGUUUAUUUCCCCUGUCGUAGAAAUGCAAUCAGUAACACUGAAGUGCGAUCAUACUUAA
Molecule: messenger RNA, 1162 nt
Organism: Paramuricea clavata
Lineage: Eukaryota; Metazoa; Cnidaria; Anthozoa; Malacalcyonacea; Plexauridae
Source: the annotation of a GenBank genome assembly